Messenger RNA from Protobothrops mucrosquamatus (brown spotted pit viper), 1076 nucleotides. Its product is annotated as synaptotagmin-like protein 5. Gene Ontology annotation, cellular component: exocytic vesicle; plasma membrane. Lineage: Eukaryota; Metazoa; Chordata; Lepidosauria; Squamata; Viperidae. The coding region runs from base 335 to 1027 and encodes 230 amino acids. The transcript is spliced from 6 exons. Gene Ontology annotation, biological process: exocytosis; intracellular protein transport. The record is from RefSeq and is a predicted model, not a curated record. Gene Ontology annotation, molecular function: neurexin family protein binding; small GTPase binding.
AGGUUAAUGGAUAGAGUAACCAGUGUCAGUACCCUGUAAAGUUGCUUAGAAGGAACGUUUCAGCUAUGGGUAUGGUAAAAGGACUCAGGGCAAUUAUUAACUUGAGGAUAACCUAUGAAAGAAGUUCACAGCAUGUUCAGGAAUUCAAGCAAAAGUUCCAGUGAACAUUCAAAUAACUAAAAAUGACCAAAAUCUCUUUUGACACUGAUAUGAAAUAUAUGAAUUAGCUCCUGACAAGAAACUAUAGCACUUGGAUGUUUCCAAUGAUGCGCUCUUAAAAUCUUAUUGCCUGCCAGAAAACACCUCUAUUAAAGAAUAUAACAAUUGAAGGAACAUGUCUAACAAUGCAGAAAUACUCAAUCUAUCGUUUUUAUUAGAGCAUGAAAGAGAAACAAUCUUGGGAGUAUUAAAAAGAGAUGAAUACUUGAAAAAAUUGGAAGAUAAACGAAUCAGAAAACUAAAGAAUGAGUUAUUGGAAGUGAAACGUAAAGGUGGACGGCAUCACCAACAAGAUAACAUCAGGGUCUGCACUCGCUGUCAGAAAAAUUUGGGCUUAAUUUUUGACAGAGGUGACCACUGCCAAAUAUGUGGCCUGAGAGUUUGUAACAAGUGUCGUGUUUUAGCAACUGACAGCAGUUGGAAGUGCACAGUGUGUGAUAAAAUUGCGCAACUUAGGGUAGUAACAGGUGAAUGGUUCUUUGAAGAGAGAGCAAAACGCUUCAAGCAGUCCAAGCUCCUUGGAACUGAUAUUGUUCGGCAGUCUAUUCUUCGCAAAGCUCCAGAUUCUUCCUCUGAACUCUUAGAAGGCAGAUCCAAAGAUCAUUCUCCAAAAACCUUAGAGGAUACAUCAAAGCAAGAUAUGUUAGCUUCACUUACAAGUGGGACAAAAUUAGUUCUCACUGGGCCUAGGAAAAUAGGAAAGGUUCUUAAGGCAGUCACUAAAGAAGUUGUAAAUAUGAAAGCAGAAGAUGGUAAAAGCAUUAGCACAGACUCUGAUGUCCAAAGUGACCACAUUGCCAAUUGGUAAGAUAAAAUAGUAAUAUUAAUGUUUCAUUUGCUAUUUAGAACUAAUACAA